Molecule: messenger RNA, 3317 nt
Organism: Daldinia vernicosa
Lineage: Eukaryota; Fungi; Ascomycota; Sordariomycetes; Xylariales; Hypoxylaceae
Product: N-terminal acetyltransferase A, auxiliary subunit
Exons: 3
Coding region: 358-2841 (827 amino acids)
Biological process (GO): N-terminal peptidyl-methionine acetylation
Cellular component (GO): cytoplasm; NatA complex
Molecular function (GO): protein binding; protein-N-terminal amino-acid acetyltransferase activity
Source: RefSeq, a predicted model, not a curated record
UGUGCUUGCCGCUACUAGUCGCAAAGCUCCGAGCUUCAAUAUUCCCCAUUUACAAGUCGGCGACAACGCACAAUCCCACGCCCGAAUUUGUACCUACGGCUAGUAUACAACGUCCUGAAUUAUAGAUUAGGACUUUAUCUACGAUCACUCGUUCCUCGCCUAGAAUAGCGACGAGGUAUCGUUUAUUGCACUAGCUGCAUUCGGUGAAUCAGCUCGUUGCGCACGAGUCACAUUGGACAGCUAAGCAGGAGGACACCUUACACUCCCGAGCGUAACUCUUGAACGACACUCCUGAGAUAACCCCAUCUCUUUCAACAGAGGGUUUGACGGCGGGGGAGCUGCGUAUUAAUACCGACCAUGCCUCAACCUCUUAGCUCGAAAGAGAACUCUCUCUUUCGACAGGUCAUUCGCAAUUAUGAGGAUAAGCAGUACAAAAGGGGGUUGAAGGCCGCCGAGCAGAUUCUCAAGAAGAACCCUAAACAUGGAGACACAAUGGCAAUGAAGGCUUUGAUCAUUAAUCAACAGGGGAAGACCGAAGAAGCAUUUGCAUUAGGAAAGGAAGCUCUCACGGCCGAUAUGAAGUCGCAUAUAUGCUGGCACGUCUACGGGCUGUUGUACCGCCACCAGAAGAAUUUUGAGGAGGCUAUCAAGGCCUAUAAGUUUGCUUUGAGGUUAGAACCCGACUCCCACCAAAUCCAGAGAGAUCUCGCCUUCCUUCAGAUUCAAAUGCGCGACUAUCAAGGAUACAUUCAAAGUAGAACAGCCAUGCUCCAGGCUAGACCUCAGCUAAGACAAAACUGGACGGCGCUUGCAGUGGCCCAUCACCUAGCCGGUAACCUUUCUCAGGCCGAAAAGGUGCUGACGACCUACGAGGAGUCUUUGAAAGUACAGCCGUCUAAGACGGAUUACGAAAAUUCAGAGGCCGUCAUGUAUAAGAAUUCUAUCAUAGCCGAGAUGCAAGACUAUCAGAAAGCUUUAGACCACCUAGAGUCCGUUUCGAAGAGCAACCUCGAUCGCCUAGCCGUAUUAGAGCUUCGUGCAGAAUAUCUAGCAAAGCUUGGCAAGAAAGAGGAGGCAGCCGAUGCCUAUCGCGCCCUACUCGAUCGCAACCCAGAGCAUCCCGAAUACUAUUCCAAGCUUGUGGAGGUCUUAGGUAUUGGUGCUGAUGGUGCGGCCCAAAAGGCGAUUUACGAUGAAUACGCCGAAAAGAACCCGCGUUGUGACGCUGCCAAGCGGUUACCUCUAGACUUCCUUGUCGGCGACGACUUCCGGGAAGCAGCCCGCGGAUAUUUAUCUCUGAUGCUAGAUAAGGGAGUCCCUUCAACGUUCGCAAACCUCAAGCACCUCUACGUCGACCAGUCCAAGAGAGACACGCUUGGGUCGCUAGCGCAUGAAUAUCUCGACUCAAAACGAGCAUCUUCAAAUGGAAGUGCACCGGUGGAUGGGGACUCGCUUAAUGGAGAACCGGCCGCGUUAUAUUACCUUGCCCAACACUACAACUACCAUUUAAGCCGCGAUCUCGAAAAGGCAAUUGAGUACGUCAAUAAGGGAAUCGAGUUAUUACCCAAGAACGUCGAGUUUCAUAUGACAAAGGCCAGGAUAUGGAAGCACUACGGCAAUACUCGAAAGGCUUCUGAGACCAUGGAUGAAGCUCGCAAGCUCGACCUGAAAGACCGAUAUAUAAACACGAAGGCAGCGAAAUACCAACUGCGGAAUGAUGAAAACGAAACUGCCCUCAAGACGAUGAGUCUCUUCACGAGGAACGAUUCGCCAGGCGGUCCUCUAAACGAUCUGUUGGAUAUGCAAAGCGUAUGGUACCUGACAGAAGAUGGAGAGGCGUGGGUGCGUAAUGGAAAUAUAGGAUUGGCCCUGAAGAGAUUCCACGCUGUCUAUAACAUAUUCGAUGUGUGGCAGGAAGACCAGUUUGAUUUCCAUAGCUUUUCUCUGAGGAAGGGGCAGAUUCGCGCAUAUGUAGAUAUGAUCAGGUGGGAGGACCAUCUCCGCGAGCAUCCAUUCUACACCCGUGCCGCCCUCGGGGCUAUAGCGAUCUACGUAAGUAUAUACGACCGCAGUCAGGCAACGAACGGCGUGAACGGGCCCGACGGUGCCAAUGGGGACGAAGCUGCCGACAGGAAAAAGGCUGCUAAGAAAGCCAAGAAGGAGGCACAAAAAGCCGAGCGAGAAGCAGCUGAGCGGGCCGCCAAGCAAGACCCUAAUAAGUCAAAGGGAGCGACAGCCGAGCCAGUUAAAAAGGACGACGACCCUACUGGUUCCAAGCUCGCAGCUACUACCGAACCAUUGGCCGAGGCUACGAAGUUCCUCGCGCCUAUCCUUCAGUUCAGUCCGAAGUACAUCGAUGGGCAAAUCGCCGGCUUCGAGGUCUUCAUUAGGAGAGAAAAAUACCUCCUUGCCCUUCGAUGCCUGAAUGCUGCGGUAGCCCUCGAUGCGGACCAUCCUACGGUUCACGAGCAAGUCGUGAGAUUCCGCCAAGCUCUUAACUCAAAGAUCGAAUCACUACCCCCUAAAGUAGCUGAAGUGUUGAAGUCCGAAUUUACUAUUAUAGACGCUACGGCAGAUCUGAAGAAAUACAACGCCAGCUUCCAAGAGAAGCAUAAGAACAGUCCACCUCACGUCAUCUCAGCUAUCAAAACAGAGAGACUCAUAGGGGAAGACAAAAAGAAGACAGAACAAGACCUCGCGGGGGUUCUCAACUUAAAGGAUGUCCACCACGAGCACGCGGAAGAAGUUCUGGCCAUUUUGAAGCAAUGGCGCAGCGAUGAAGCAGAUUCUUUCAAGGCAGCCGCUCAUGAUAAGUGGCCGGAAGUGACCGUAUUUGCGUAAUAGUACUUCCGAGAGGAUCUACCGAACUACAUACACUAGUCACGAUAUCCCUUACCAUCUAGUACUGAAACGUUAGGGCGGAAAGUCUUAGGAGCAGUAAUGCAUUGCAUCUUAUUCUCGGCAAUCUUAUUCUCGGCAGGGCAAGGAGGCAUGAGUAAGGCUGCAUAAAACUGCAUUGUUCAUGAGCUAGAUCUUUUGUUUAGAGACUAGUUGGCAAUGAAGGCAUACGGUCUCGGAGAAGGGAAAGAAAAGCAGUAGACAGUGUUUUGUGAUCUUGCUAUAUGCGAGGGACGUAGGGAGGUUCUCCAAGAACUUCCAAAACGAAAAGAAAAAAGUAUGUGACGAGAUGCCUUGCCUUAUUUUCUCGUUAGCUGUGCUAGUCACGUAAAUUAUUUGGGUGGUUUAGAGCAAUAGACGUGACAGGGGAACAGGUGGGUUAUAUAUCCGACCACUCACUCUACUUGCUUUCGAGACCC